GCAGCACACAAAUCUCUGAAGACAAAGCUCAAGUUAGCUAGAAAAAUGAAACAAAACAGACCUGUUCCACAAUGGGUGCGAUUAAGGACUGGUAACACCAUCCGAUAUAACGCCAAAAGAAGACAUUGGAGAAGAACAAAACUCAAGAUGUAA
Molecule: messenger RNA, 153 nt
Organism: Lottia gigantea (owl limpet)
Lineage: Eukaryota; Metazoa; Mollusca; Gastropoda; Lottiidae
Exons: 2
Biological process (GO): translation
Cellular component (GO): cytosolic large ribosomal subunit; ribosome
Molecular function (GO): structural constituent of ribosome
Source: RefSeq, a predicted model, not a curated record